AUGAGCGAGUCAUUAAGUAAACUUGCGGAAAAUUUAUCUGAAGAUAAGUCGAGAUUUAGAGAAACUCUUAAAAUAUUUUCUGCGGAAGCACUAGAUUUAGUUACACGAAAAGGAGUCUUCCCUUAUGAAUAUGUCGAUAAUUGGAGUAAAUUAGAUGAUACUUUUCUACCAUCAAAGCUAGAAUUUUAUAACUCUUUAACAGACGAGAAAAUUAGUGAUGAAGAUUAUAUACAUGCUAAAAAUGUAUGGCAUACAUUUGAUAUAAAGACUUUAGGUGAAUAUAGCGAUCUUUAUUUAAAAACUGAUGUUAGCAUACUAGCCGAUGUGUUCGAAAAUUUUAGAGACUUAUGUUUAUCUACGCUCGAACUAGAUCCUGCUCAUUAUAUGACUGCUCCCGGGUUUGCUUUUGACUGUAUGCUGAAGUAUACCAAGGUCAAAUUAUCAAGGUUAAAGGAGUAUAACAUGUUGCUUUUCUUCGAAAAAUCAAUUAGAGGCGGGAUAUGCCAAUCAACCAAAAGAUAUGUUAAGGCAAACAUACCAAAUAUCGAAGGAUUGGACUAUAAUGCAAAUGAACCGAUCACAUGGAUUACAUAUCUCGAUUGUGUGAAUUUGUAUGGGAAGUCUAUGUUAACAGAAUUACCUUUUAAAGAUUUUGAAUGGGUUGACGAUCUCAACAUAGAUGUAACUAAAAUCGCUGAUGAUUCAGAAGUCGGAUAUAUAUUAGAAGUUGAUAUUGAGUAUCCUAAACAUCUACAUAAAUAUCAUAAUGAUUUCCCAUUUUUACCGUUUAACGAAUGUCCACCAAAUUCGAAAGUUGAGAAAUUGUUAACUACUUUAUCACCGAAAAAAAACUAUAUUGUACAUUACAAAAAUUUAAAACAAGCAAUUUCUCACGGUCUUAAAGUAGUAAAAAUUCAUCGAGCUAUCCGUUUUUCCCAAAGUAAAUGGAUGGCAUCAUACAUAAAAUUAUGUACAUCUAUGAGAGUACAAGCUAAAAACGAGUUUGAGAAGGAUUUCUGGAAGUUGCUAAUUAAUAGCGUUUUUGGUAAAUGUAUGGAGAAUGUUCGAGCAAGAACUUCUAUAAAACUGGUUUCUUCAGAACAAAAAGCAAGGAAAUUAAUGGCGAAAACUAGUUUUAAAGACAGAACUAUAUAUUCUAAGAAUCUCAUGGCCAUUCAUCAGCAUAAGGAAACAAUUAAAUUCGACAAGGCAAUUUAUGUAGGAUUUGCAAUUUUAGACGUUUCGAAAACAUUUAUGUAUGACUUCCAUUAUAAUGUAAUGAAGAAAAGUGCCCAUCACUACCCACGUGCCAACCCGGUAGAAAGGCAAAAUCAAGAGUUGAAGAAAGAGUUCCGAACCUUACUUGUUGAUAAGCCUCAUCAUCUGUGGGAUGUCUACCUGCCACACGUGUGGUUCUCCGUAAGAAACAGAGAAAACCGAAACACCGGACAGUCACCGACUAAAAUGAUGUUUGACCGGGAGAUCAAGGCCCCCCCAGAGAUUGGCAGCUCGAGCUGGCUGAAGGAUCUCCGGACGCGGUCAAAAAUGAUCCGGAGUUGUCCGGAGCAGUGCGGAAUCCUCCGGUAG
This is a messenger RNA of Metopolophium dirhodum (rose-grain aphid), 1587 nucleotides long. RefSeq lists its product as uncharacterized. The record is from RefSeq and is a predicted model, not a curated record. The coding region runs from base 1 to 1587 and encodes 528 amino acids. The transcript is spliced from 2 exons. Gene Ontology annotation, molecular function: nucleic acid binding. NCBI's taxonomy places the organism in Eukaryota, Metazoa, Arthropoda, Insecta, Hemiptera, Aphididae.